AUGCUACCUUUCCAAAAACAAGUCUUGACUGAAAUUGUAACAGAAGAUGGCUUGUUGAUUAUAUCACCUGGAUUAGGCCUAUUUCAGAUUCUGUGCCAUCUGGUGCAAGUGUAUUCGGGCGGAAAUCACUUGAUUCUGUUGAUCAAUACAUCCAAAGAACAGGACGAAUUAUUGCAGGAGCAGUUGAUUGCUCUGGGCGUAUCUAGUCAGCAUGUCAUUCGACGCAUCGAGUACAAUACGCCAGCAGACAAGAGAAGCAGCAUGUAUCGCGAAAGUGGCAUCUUCUCCAUCACGUCCAGAAUUUUGGCAGUAGACAUGUUGCUGGAGCGUAUUCCCACCUCAUUGAUCAAUGGCAUCCUCGUCUAUAAUGCGCACAGAGUGAGACCCAAUUCGAUGGAAGAGCUGAUUUUAAGAGUGUACAGAGAACACAACCAAGAGGGGUUCAUCAAGGCAUUCUCGGAUCGACCUGAAGCAUUUGUCACUGGAUUUGCGCCCUUACAAAACACCAUGAAAUCCCUGUUUCUACGCAAAGUGCAUUUGUGGCCUCGAUUUCAAGUGACAGUAACAGAAGACUUGGCUAAAACAAACAACAAUGUAAUUGAAUUGCGACAGCCUAUGUCAGAGUCCAUGGAUAUCAUACAGCAAAGCCUCGUGCAGUGCUUGGAAGAGACGUUGGCGGAAUUAAGACGAGCCAACCCACACAUCGACGUCGGCGAGUUUACCAUAGAGAAUUCGUUUUUCAAGUCAUUUGAUGCCAUUGUCAGACGUCAAUUGGAUCCGAUAUGGCAUAGAGUGUCUUCAGCUUCCAAGCAGUUGGUGGGUGAUUUGAAGAUUUUGCGUCAGCUGUUAGGAUAUUUGACCACCUAUGAUUGUGUGUCGUUUUACAGCUUUAUAGAGACAGUGAUAGCCGCCAACACUGCACAGGAUGGCAAGCAGAUCAAGCAAUCGCAAUGGUUACUAUAUGAAGCUGGUAACAGAGCCAUUACGGCUGCUCGCAAGAGAGUGUAUGUAAAGCAAGGCGAGAGAGAGUUUGACGAGUUACCAAAACGACAGGACAACUCCCUCAUACCGCAGCAUAUUAAACUCGUGUUGGAGGAACAACCCAAAUGGCAGCUGUUGAAGAGCAUUUUGGCAGAGAUUGAACAAGACAACUUGCAAUUGAAUGACGGUGAAAGUGCGCCUGUAUUGAUCAUGGUGUCUGAAAAACGAACUUGCUCGCAACUGAAGGACUAUAUAACUCGCAUCAAUGAAGAAGAGCCAUUCUUGGACAAGAUUGCACACAAUUUCUUCAAAUGGAGAGUCAAUAUUUACCGCAUGCAAGUAGCAGAACCAGCAAAGCCAUCACCAGCGCCCACUGCCAUGCGAGGCAGGCCACCACCCAACAAGCGAAGACGCGUCAGAGGCGGAUCAGCAACAGCUGCAUCUUCUGCAAGCAAUAGCAGAUCAUUGACACUGGCAGAGACGUUCAAAGACGACGUGGCGGACACCAUCUCGGCACUGGACAGUCGUGAGAACGGCGAGGAGGAGGAGGAGGAAGAUGAAGAUGACACAUUUCGAGGCGUAGGUCCCACCUUGGAUUCAGAAUUGAUACACAACCAUCAGGAUGACAUAUUACCAACCUUUGAAGAGAUACCCAAUACAUCACUGAUCACAAUCCAGUGCUACGAAGAUGAUGCCAACGAGCAAGUCUUGCAAGAUGCACAGCCUCGCUUCAUUAUCUUGUUUGACCCUAAUCCCGCAUUCGUACGUCAAAUUGAAGUGUACAGAGCACAACACCCCACAGUUGAUAUUCGCGUGUAUUUUAUGCUGUACGAAAACUCAGUGGAAGAGCAAAACUACCUUAGUUUAAUCCGAAAAGAAAAGGGGUCGUUUGAGCGUCUGAUUCAUGAGAAAUCCGUCAUGGCUAUCCCAUUACCCGACAAAAGACAAGAACGACAAGAUGCCAUUAUACGUCCAUCCAGCUUAAACUCAAGAAUCGCAGGCGGUCAAGCCAAGGCUGUCACUGGGCCUCAGAUUGUUACGGUGGACAUGCGUGAAUUCCGUAGCUCAUUGCCACCUAUAUUGUACGCUGACGGUAUCAAGAUUGUGCCUUGUACAUUGCAGGUGGGCGAUUACAUUCUGAGCCCCGAUAUGUGUGUAGAACGUAAAUCAAUUGCAGAUCUCGUUCAAUCCUUUAGUUCGGGCAGACUGUACACUCAAUGUGAACUCAUGUCUGCGUUUUAUAAAAUACCUAUCCUGUUGAUUGAAUUUGACCAAAACAAGUCGUUUUCAUUGCAAGCUGUAUCUGACAUGCGAGAGAAUAUUCGAGUCACCGAUCUAUCCUCCAAACUGGUCUUGUUGACGCUGGCAUUUCCCAAGCUCAGAAUCAUCUGGUCCUCUAGUCCACACGAAACCGCUAAAAUCUUUAGUGAGCUCAAGAAAACUGAACUGGAACCUGAUUCUGAAUUUGCAGCGAGUAUUGGCGCAGAGGGUCAUGAAGAUGGAGACACUGUAUAUAACAUGACACCACAAGAGAUCCUGCGGAGUAUGCCAGGCGUAACCUCUGCCAACUAUCGCAUCCUCAUGAACCAUUUCCAAGAUUUGGAUCAGCUCUUCCAUUCACAACAAAAGACAUUGAAGGAACUGAUUGGGGAGGAGUUUGGGCGAAAGUUGUACAACUUUAUACACAAGAAACACACGAGUUGA
Mucor velutinosus is the source of this 2685-nucleotide messenger RNA. RefSeq lists its product as uncharacterized. Gene Ontology annotation, biological process: double-strand break repair via homologous recombination; resolution of meiotic recombination intermediates; nucleotide-excision repair involved in interstrand cross-link repair. The record is from RefSeq and is a predicted model, not a curated record. Gene Ontology annotation, cellular component: nucleotide-excision repair factor 1 complex. The coding region runs from base 1 to 2685 and encodes 894 amino acids. The transcript is spliced from 6 exons. Gene Ontology annotation, molecular function: single-stranded DNA binding; damaged DNA binding; single-stranded DNA endonuclease activity. NCBI's taxonomy places the organism in Eukaryota, Fungi, Mucoromycota, Mucoromycetes, Mucorales, Mucoraceae.